AUGCAGCAACCCUCCUCCUCCACGUUCACUCAUGCAGCAACCCUCCUCCUCCACGUUCACUCAUGCAGCAACCCUCCUCCUCCACGUUCACUCAUGCAGCAACCCUCCUCCUCCACGUUCACUCAUGCAGGAACCCUCCUCGUCCACGUUCACUCAUGCAGCAACCCUCCUCCUCGACCGUUCACUCAUGCAGCAACCCUCCUCCUCGACCGUUCACUCAUGCAGCAACCCUCCUCCUCCACGUUCACUCAUGCAGCAACCCUCCUCGUCGACCGUUCACUCAUGCAGCAACCCUCCUCCUACACCGUUCACUCAUGCAGCAACCCUCCUCCUCGACCGUUCACUCAUGCAGCAACCCUCCUCCGCGACCGUUCACUCAUGCAGCAACCGUCCUCCUCGACCGUUCACUCACGCAGCAACCCUCCUCCUCCACCCUUCACUCAUGCAGCAACCCUCCUCCUCCACCGUUCACUCAUGCAGCAACCCUCCUCCUCCACCCUUCACUCAUGCAGCAACCCUCCUCCUCCACCGUUCACUCAUGCAGCAACCCUCCUCCUCCACCGUUCACUCAUGCAACAGCCCUCCUCCUCCACCGUUCACUCAUGCAGCAACCCUCCUCCUCCACCCUUCACUCAUGCAGCAACCCUCCUCCUCCACGUUCACUCAUGCAGCAACCCUCCUCCUCCACGUCCACUCAUGCAGCAACCCUUCUCCUCCACCGUUCACUCAUGCAGCAACCCUCCUCCUACACCGUUCACUCAUGCAGCAACCCUCCUCCUCCACUCAUGCAGCAACCCUCCUCCUGCACGUUCACUCAUGCAGCAACCCUUCUCCUCCAUCGUUCACUCACGCAGCAACCCUCCUCCUCCACCGUUCACUCAUGCAGCAAACCUCCUCCUUCACCGUUCACUCAUGCAGCAAACCUCCUCCUUCACCGUUCACUCACACAGCAACCCUCCUCCUCCACCGUUCACUCAUGCAGCAACCCUCCUCCUCCACGUUCACUCAUGCAGGAACCCUCCUCGUCCACGUUCACUCAUGCAGCAACCCUCCUCCUCGACCGUUCACUCAUGCAGCAACCCUCCUCCUUGA
Knipowitschia caucasica is the source of this 1092-nucleotide messenger RNA. Lineage: Eukaryota; Metazoa; Chordata; Actinopteri; Gobiiformes; Gobiidae. The record is from the annotation of a GenBank genome assembly.